This is a messenger RNA of Pyricularia grisea, 1268 nucleotides long. RefSeq lists its product as uncharacterized. NCBI's taxonomy places the organism in Eukaryota, Fungi, Ascomycota, Sordariomycetes, Magnaporthales, Pyriculariaceae. The coding region runs from base 167 to 913 and encodes 248 amino acids. Gene Ontology annotation, biological process: sterol metabolic process. Gene Ontology annotation, cellular component: endoplasmic reticulum; membrane. The record is from RefSeq and is a predicted model, not a curated record. Gene Ontology annotation, molecular function: cholestenol delta-isomerase activity. The transcript has 5 exons.
GGUCAGAGUUCGCCAGUAGAUCAUUGAUCAUCAUCAAACCAAAAGCUUUACUUUUCACUUUUCGUUGACUUCUACUCAACCGUCACGCAAACGGGGAAACUUCUAUUCGACUGGUACCUCUGUCUACAACUCAUCGUAGAUCACAGUCAUCAACCCAAAUAACAAGAUGGAGUCUUCCACCUCAACUGGUGGACUUCCACCUGAUUUGUUCGACGUAACGACUUUGCAAAGUCUUGCGGCUGUGGUGGUGAUACUUUCGAUUGCUUACGGCACAUCUCUCAAGGCUCUGUCACCAACAACGCCUGGAUCUCUUCGGUUCCUGUUCAUAUGGCAUAUGUUCGACGCGUUGAUUCACUUCGCGCUCGAAGGUAGUUUUCUCUACCACUGCUUUUUCAGCUGGCUGCCGGUGUCCGACCUCACUGUGAAGGAAGUGGCCAAGUUUUACCCCACACCGGAGAGCUUCCUCGGAACCUCAAACCGAAUCUAUGGUUCUCAGGCUGGCAAGGGCUUUUGGGCAGACCUCUGGAUGGUCUACGCCAAGGCGGAUAAGCGGUGGGCUGGAGCUGACUUGACUGUCAUCAGCCUUGAACUCCUUACCGUCUUUGUGGUCGGCCCAAUGGCAGUUUGGGUGUGCUACGAUAUUGCUAAGAAGAAUCCCCGUCACAACAUCACCAUGAUCAUGCUGGCAACUGCAGAGAUCUACGGAGGAUUUAUGACCUUUUGCCCAGAGUGGCUGACUAGCAAUAUAAACCUCGACGGCAGUAACUUCAUAUAUCUCUGGUUUUACCUUGUCUUUUUCAACAUGCUCUGGGUAUUUAUCCCGAUCUACUCUAUCUAUGUCGGCAGCAAAGACAUCUUCGAUGCAUUUUCUGUUCGGGCUGCGGCUGGACAGGUCAAAAAGAAGCAGAAGUAAGCAUGGAGGACGGCUUGAGGGACUCAACCAUGCUUUGGUCUUACUGCAUCUAGAUUCGAUAUGGGAACAGUCCGCCGGAAUCAUAACUAAUACAAACAAAAUCUGUUUUAUGUUCGACAUGGGCGUCUGAGACCGGACUUUUUGCCAAGCCAAGUAGACGGCCAUAUGCCUCCUCAGGACACCAGCCAAAAGGGAGCUUGCUUGUGCGGUUUUUUUUUUUGCCCCCUGCAGUUUCUUCCUCUUACUAGCGCAUACCUGAGGGUAUGGAAAUAGUUAGAAAGCAACUCAGCAAGUUCCAUAGGUCAAUAGGCCAGCAUUUGGGUGCUCCGCAGCAAAAAAAAAAAAAGUCGCGCAU